AUGAAGUAUGUUGUUCAUUGCUUAGAACAACUGAAUUGCAUCGAUCAUCAUCUGAUCAAACAGAUCAUGCUGUAUGAAUUAUUAUCAGAAUAUCAAGCAACAAUGGAAAAUUUAAAAAUUCAACGACAUGGUAUACAUUAUCAUGUACAAUAUCGUAAUGUUCAUUCAACUAUUCAAACAUCAUCAUACACUAAUACAAAUGAUACUUCAGAAGAUUGUAUAGAUAAGAAUUAUUAA
Messenger RNA from Schistosoma turkestanicum, 237 nucleotides. The record is from the annotation of a GenBank genome assembly. NCBI's taxonomy places the organism in Eukaryota, Metazoa, Platyhelminthes, Trematoda, Strigeidida, Schistosomatidae.